Dictyostelium purpureum is the source of this 1050-nucleotide messenger RNA. RefSeq lists its product as uncharacterized. Lineage: Eukaryota; Evosea; Eumycetozoa; Dictyosteliales; Dictyosteliaceae. The coding region runs from base 1 to 1050 and encodes 349 amino acids. The record is from RefSeq and is a predicted model, not a curated record. Gene Ontology annotation, molecular function: protein binding. The transcript has a single exon.
AUGACAACAGCAACAACCAAUUUAAAUUAUAAACAUCUGGACUAUACAUCAGACAGUGUAGAAUUUUAUCCUAAUCAAAAUAAUUUAUUUGUUUGUGGCACAUAUGAAAUAGAAAAAGGUGACACCGAAUACAAAGAAAGAAGAAAAGGAAAACUAUAUUUAUUCGAAAUUGAAGAACCAUCCCAAGGCAAUGAGGAGCUACCAAAUUUUAAAGAAACUCAAUCCAUAAAUUAUAACAGCGGUAUAUUGGAUAUGAAAUGGAAUAAAAGUGGUGAGCAAUUGGGUGUUGUAAUGUCAAGAGGUGAAUUAAAUAUAUAUAAUUUUAAACAACAAGAAAAGCAGCUUGAACUUUUAAAAUCAUCCGAAAUAUCGUUGGACAGUGGUAUAUUGUCAUUAUCUUUAGAUUGGAAUGUAAGCGGCUCAAAAGUAAUAGUUAGUUUUAGCGAUGGCAAAGUAGGCAUUUUCGAUGUAAACUCAUUAGACAAUGCAAUUUCAAGAUGGAAAGCACACGACUAUGAAGCUUGGAUCUGUGCAUUUAAUUAUCACAACGAAUCAAUUGUUUUUUCAGGCGGUGACGAUUGUAAAUUUAAAAUAUGGGAUACUAGAAUAGCAGUAGAAGAGAAUGAUAAUGCUCCAAUGAAUACAAUUACAAAGAAAUGCGAUAUGGGUGUAACUUCGAUACAUUGUCACCCAUCAAUGGAAAAUAUAGUUGCUGUAGGUUCUUAUGAUGAAUGCUUAAGAAUUUGGGAUUUAAGAUCAAUGAGACAACCUUUAGUUCAAACCGAUUCACUUGGAGGUGGUGUUUGGCGUGUUAAAUGGCACCCAUACAAUAAAAACCAAUUAGUUACCGCAUGUAUGGGUGGUGGUUUCCAUGUUUUGGAAUCUGAAAGCGAAAACGAUUUCUCAACACUUCAAGUUAUAAAUUCAUACGAAGGUCCACACAAGUCAAUUGCAUAUGGUGUUGAUUGGUCAUACAACAAAAACAAUGAUAAGCAACAUAUUGGUUGCUGUUCAUUCUAUGACAAGUGCCUAUCCAUUUGGAACCCAUAA